CCCCGAGCGCGGCGCCGGGAACAUGAGCGCGGGCUCGGAGCGCGGGGUGGCGGGGGCCCCCGGCGUGGUGCCCGCGCCCUGCGCCUGGAAAGUGGAGCUGUGGCUGAGCUGCCGGCACCCAUUCACCAAGUCACCCAGUGAGGUGGAAGCCCCUUCCGUGUGGGGUCUGCUCACCUCAGGCUGCUUGCAGGUAGAUAGAACCGAGGUGGUCUGGAGCAGCCUGCACCCCGUGUUCUCCAAGGUCUUCUCGCUCGACUACUACUUUGAGGAGGUGCAGAAGCUGCGCUUCACGGUCUAUGACACCCGCCGACCCAGCAGCCGUGGCUGUCAGGAUGACGACUUCCUGGGAGGCAUGGAGUGCACCCUGGGCCAGAUUGUGGCCCAGAAGAAGAUGACCCGCGCACUCUUGCUGAAGUUUGGCAGGAACGCCGGCAAGUCCACCAUCACGGCGAUCGCCAAGGACAUCUCUGGGAACAAUGGCUAUGUGGAGCUCUCCUUCAGGGCCAAGGAGCUGGACGACAAGGAUCUCUUCAGCAAGUCCGACCGCUUCCUGGAGCUGUACCAGAUCAAGGAGGACCAGAGUGAGCAGCUGGUGUCCAGGACAGAGGUGGUGAACAACAACCUCAGCCCGGUGUGGGAGCCCUUUAAGGUGUCGCUGAGCUCCCUGUGCAGCUGCGAGGAGACGCGGCCUCUGAAGUGCCUUGUCUGGGAUUAUGACUCCCGCGGGAAGCACGACUUCAUCGGAGAAUUCUCCACCACCUUUGAGGAGAUGCAGAAAGUCUUUGGGGAGGACCAGGCAAAGUGGGACUGCGUGAAUGCCAAGUACAAGCAGAAGAAGCGUAAUUACAAGAACGCUGGGGUGGUCAUCCUGGCAGACCUGAAGUUCCACGGGGUCUAUUCUUUCCUGGACUACAUCAUGGGCGGCUGCCAGAUCCACUUCACCGUGGCCAUCGACUUCACGGCCUCCAAUGGUGACCCCCGGAACAGCUGCUCCCUGCACUACAACAACCCCUUCCAGCCCAAUGAGCACCUACAGGCCCUGGCGGCUGUGGGUGAGAUGUGCCAAGACUAUGACAGUGACAAGAGGUUUUCUGCUUUGGGGUUUGGAGCCUGGAUUCCUCCCAAGUAUGAGGUGUCCCACGACUUUGCCAUCAAUUUCAACCCUGAGGACGAUGAGUGUGAAGGAAUCUAGGGCAUGGUGGAGGCCUACCAGAACUGCCUGCCCAGGGUCCAGCUCUACAGCCCCACCAACGUGGCGCCCAUCAUCUCCAAGGUGGCCCGCAUGGCAGUGGCUGAGGAGCACACUGGGGAGGCCUCCGAAUACUACAUCUUGCUGAUUCCGAUGGACGGCGUGGUGACUGACAUGGCGGACAUGCGGGAGGCCAUCGUACACGCCUCCCACCUGCCCAUGUCCAUCAUCAUCGUGGGAGUGGGCAACGCCGACUUUACCGAUAUGCACGUCCUGGACGGGGACGAUGGCGUCCUGUGUUCCCCUAGGGGCGAGCCUGCGCUCCGCGACAUCGUGCAGUUCGUGCCCUUCCGGAAGCUUAACAACAUGAGUGCGUCCCCAGCGGCGCUGGCCAAGUGUGUGCUGCCCGAGGUGCCCAAGUAGGUGGUGGAAUACUACAGCCACAAGGACCUGCCUCUGCGAGGCCUCGGCACCCGCCGCCGAGAGGCUGGCUCAGGCUCAGCCCUGUGA
Ceratotherium simum simum (southern white rhinoceros) is the source of this 1699-nucleotide messenger RNA. RefSeq names its product copine 7 (gene CPNE7). Lineage: Eukaryota; Metazoa; Chordata; Mammalia; Perissodactyla; Rhinocerotidae. The record is from RefSeq and is a predicted model, not a curated record. Gene Ontology annotation, biological process: cellular response to calcium ion. Gene Ontology annotation, molecular function: calcium-dependent phospholipid binding. Gene Ontology annotation, cellular component: plasma membrane.